Staurois parvus is the source of this 2549-nucleotide messenger RNA. The record is from the annotation of a GenBank genome assembly. Lineage: Eukaryota; Metazoa; Chordata; Amphibia; Anura; Ranidae.
AUGACCAUGGACGAUGAAGGUGAAAAGUGUAUGCUGAGCCUGUUGAGUGCACAGGCUGACCAUGCCGGACAGUAUGAGUGCAAUGUGGGGACUGACUCUGCUCUUUCCAGGUGUAUGUGGAUGAGGCUGUAGUGGUGAUCUUAGAGCGUGACCAGAUCAUGCCGCGCAGGGGGUGCACUGUGUCUGAGGACCUCAGGCUGGCACUCUCCCUGUCUCGAUCUGACUCUGAAGUGAGGUGGUACAAGGACGGCGAGCGGCUGAAAGACAAUCCGCACAUACUAGUGGAGGAGAGGGGAGCAGAGUGCUCACUGACCAUCCUGGGAGCGUCGGGUGAUGACGCUGGCGAAUAUCUAUGUGAUGCCCGCAACGAGAGCUUCAGCUUUUAUGUCACUGUGGGAGCGCCACCUGUCACCAUCGUGGGUAACAGCGGAACGCCUGAGCACCAUGUGUUGGUGACUGGAGAUGACCUGGUUUUGGCCUGUGAACUGUCAAGGCCAAACUUCAAGGUGCGCUGGCUCAGAGAUGGGGAGGAGCUGGUGUCGGGAGGGCGUGUAAAAAUCUUGGCCCGGGGCGCUCAUCGUCAGCUCACUGUGCAAAGCGUCCGGCCGUCUGACUCCGGCACUUACACUUGUGACGCCGGCUCCGACCAGCUACGAGCAGAAGUUCGUGUAGAAGCGCCCCGUCAGGUGGAGUUCCUCACCACGCUACAAAACGUCACUGUUCUGGAAGGAGACACCGCUACUUUUAAGUGUGUUGUCUCUCCAGAUGAUGUCAUUCUUCACUGGGAGCUGAAUGGAUCCCCGGUGAAUUCAGACCGGAGGGCCAGCAUGGCGAGCAAUGGACUGUGCCACUCUCUGACCUUACAUGGGUGCCGUCUUUCAGAUUCGGGUACCAUCACCGCUAAUGCUGAGGGGCUCAUCUCUCGGGCAAGGCUCAGAGUGCAAGAGGCACACGUGAUGUUUGUUCAGGGUUUGGAGGACAAGGAGAUGGAAGAGGAAGAAGACAUCACCUUUCAGGUCCAGGUGACCACGGAGAGAGGAGAGGUGCGCUGGGUGAAGCAAGGAAUAGUUAUCCAGCCCAGCGAUAAAUUUUCAUUUGAGGAUAUGGGCUGCACCCACAAGCUGACUAUCCGCUGUGUCCAGGCUUCCGACCGGGGCCGCUACAGCUGUGAGAGCCUUCAUGACAGGACUGAUUGCCGCCUUAAUAUCCUACCACGCAGUAUAGCAAUAAAGAAAGGCCUUCAAGAUGUGAAGUGUGAAGAAGGGAGUAAUGUGGAAUUUGUGGUGGAGUUAUCCCAUGAUGAUUUGGUUGGAGAAUGGUGGAAGGGUGGAGUCCGUCUGACCUCUGAUGACCGCUGUAACAUUAGGACAAGUGGUCGUCAACAUUUUCUGCUUCUCUCGGAUCUCAGCAUCCCAGAUUCAUCGGUCAUAGCUUUCACCACUGACACUCUGCGCAGUACAGCACAGUUGACGGUCACUGAGCCUCCUCUGACCAUCACACAGCCUCCACAGGACUUUGUGGUCAAUGAGGGCGGACUAGCUACAUUCCAGUGUGAGGUCUCCAAACAAGAGGCUGUUGUGACCUGGAGUAAGAAUGAUGAGCAACUGGUUCCCAGUUCAUCAUGUCGUAUGUUCUCUGUUGGGCGACGAAGAAUCCUUCAUCUCAGUCAUUGUGAGCCGCAGGAUGCCGGGAUUUACACGUGUCACGUGGAUGAAUUGGCUGCAUCUGCCACUUUACGUGUCCUGGAACAAGAACCACAAGUGAUGAAAGACCUGCAGGACGUGGAGAUAGUAGAGAAUGACAACGCUGCCUUCAUCUGUGAACUGUCCUGUGCUCAGGCCAAGGGGGAGUGGUUCAAAAAUGGCGAGAAAAUCAAAGUGACCUCAACCACAAAGAUCCGUCAGGAAGGACGAAGGCAUUUCCUGUUGAUCUGUGGGGCCCAAUGUGGAGACUCUGGAGAAAUACUCUUUCGAGCAAGAAGAGCCGAGUCAAGAGCCAAGCUUGUAGUAACAGAGCUCCCUGUGCGCAUAGUGAAGGCGCUAAGAGACAAGACAGCCCUGCAGGGUCAUCGGGUCAUCCUGGAGUGUAAGGUCAGCCCGGCCCGAGCUCGGGUCACCUGGCUGCGAGGAGGACAGGUGAUCUUACCAUCCGACAAAUACCAGAUAACCAGUGAAGAUGCAUAUCGGACGCUGUUCAUCAAUGAUGUGGGCCCAGAAGACGAGGAUGUCUAUGCAGUGAAGACUAGUGGGGGGCAGAGCUCAGCUCGUCUGAUGGUGGAAGGUUUGGCCAUUCAGCUGAUUCGUAAUCUGAAAGAUGUCAAGGUGACGGCCCCUGAUGACGCUUGCUUUGAGUGUGAGGUCUCCAUUUCUCUUCCCCGUCCCCCUCAGUGGAGUCUGAAUGGGGUGCUACUGCACAAUGGUGGAGAUGUCCUCAUCGAAAGCAGAGGAAACCGGCACAGGCUCUCCCUGAGGGACACGUAUCCUGGAUUGUCGGGAAUUGUCAAAUUUACCGCCGGCAAGACGCGCUCAGAAGCCAAGCUCACUGUGCUA